Molecule: messenger RNA, 2675 nt
Organism: Nymphaea colorata (pocket water lily)
Lineage: Eukaryota; Viridiplantae; Streptophyta; Magnoliopsida; Nymphaeales; Nymphaeaceae
Product: U11/U12 small nuclear ribonucleoprotein 59 kDa protein
Exons: 10
Coding region: 395-1678 (427 amino acids)
Source: RefSeq, a predicted model, not a curated record
UCUUUUUAUAGGUCGGAUGAAUUGGGUUCAAUUCGGUACUGGCCUACCGGGACACACCCGAUCAAUCGUCAUUCAGCGGGAGACAAAGAGAGAGAGAGUGGCGGCAACCUUCUAUCGCCGGACGGCCUUUCUCUUCGUUCCUCUGCCCCGACCAGGCUUGAAGGUGUCCGUUACAGGUGACGGAUGGCUUCUAUAGCGUCCUUCCUGCUAGAAGAUGGUUGGAAAUCCUUCACUUCAAAUGCACUUGACUAGACGAAAUAGUUGAGCUUUGCGUGGCCUUUAAGCUUAUACCGUUUAGGUGCACGAGCUGCUGAGUUUCUGUGUCUCAGUCUCUCUCAGUCUUCUCCCUGUCUUACAUCUUGCAGUUGAAAAUUGUUCUCUUUAGUUGAGCAUCAUGUUCCCAUCCCCAGUACCGACUGGAGCGCCUCCUCCUAAUUGGCAGAUAUCUCCCGAUGUGCAUUCUGCAGUCGGUCAGUAUUGGCAGAAAACAUGCCUUAGUGAGAGUCUGAGCAAAUUGCGAGAUACAAUUUCUUUGGCAAAAUCAAUGCACCAAGAACUGGAGUCUAUUUUAUCAAUCAAAGGUUGUGAUGCAGUCACAGAAGAAUUGGAUGGAAACUACUCUGGUCAAUCGCUUGAAAAGGAUUUGGCAUCAAUCAAAGCACCUGAAGAUUCGAGAGGCAGAGAUGAAGUUCUCUGUUCUGAACUGAUUAAGGCAAAGAAGAUUGGUUUACGAACUCAAGAGUCUCUUUCUGUGGAAGCUGCAAAUUCAUUGUUAUCAACUUUGAGAGACCAACUGUUGCCUUUUGAUGUUGUCAGUCAAAGUAGUUCAUGGGAGGAAAAAUCAGUGGCAGUAAGAUUGGCUAACAAGAUAGAGAAGGCUAAACGUAACAAACUCUGGAGAAAAAGAAAGAGAAAACGAGUAGCUGAAAGGCUAUGCAAGGAGAGAGAAAUGUAUGAUCAACUUGACCAAGAUGCCGAUGAAUGGAGGGCAAGAGAGAUUGCAAAAGAUAUUGCCAAACGGAAGGUUGAGAAAAUGAAGGAAAUUGCAAAAGUUAAGACGAAGGAGGAGAAGAAGAAACUGGAAUCUGAGCUUGAACUAGUUCUGGUUGUUGAAAAGUUGCAAGAACUUCGAUCAGUAAGGAUCCAAAAGUUGAAGAAACAAGGCCAUUUUCUGCCAGAAGAGGAUGACAAGUUCCUUCAACGAGUUCGAGCUGCUGUUGAAGAGGAGGAGCGUCAAGCAGCUAUUGCUGCUGAUACUGGUGCUGCUAAGGAUGCUAUUGCCAUUGCUGAAGAAUCUAGACUGGCCAUUAGAAGUGGUGUGCCUGGCAUUGAAGGUACUCAGUCAGAGAAAACUGGAGACAUGGUGAAGCAAGAAGACACAGAUAAGGAAACUGGAAGGGACUUUGGAAAGGAUGCUGUUUUCACUGAGUCUGCUCAGAAAGGUCCAGAGGUUCAGAGACAAGGUGGAGGAUAUGAAUCCACUGUUGCUUUACCAUUGGAGUUCUAUCAUUACUACCAUGGUAGCAAUAAUGACAUGGGCACCCUUAUUGAGGUGAGAAGAGUUUGGGAUGCAUAUCUUAGACCUGGUGGAAGUCGGAUCCCUGGACACUGGGUCCUGCCGCCACCUCCUGCAGAUGACAUAUGGGCAUCAUACCUGGUGAAGCCUGGAAAUGCCUAGCAAAAUAAUGACAGCAUAUUUUGGUUGAACAUAUUUCUGGUUGAAACACGGGCCAAUUCACAAGAAGGACCAUGCUUGCAGAAGCUUGGUGUUUCACAGUUAAAGGCGUUAUCACUCUGUUGGCAAAAUGUUGUUUCGGAAGGAAGCAGUUGCUGACGUGAAUGUUGGACCAGAUUUAAGGUGCAAACGGGGGAGGAAAGACUCUAAAGCCUUCUGUUGUUCUUAGGAUAACGUUUCAUAUCCAGGUCGCCUGGAGAGGGUCGAUGGUAUUUGCUUCACAAGGGCACCUUGACGAAGCGUGGAGCUUGCUCAACUGAUUCUUCCUUGUUGACACCAACCUGCUGAGGAAAGAAAGUGUACUGGAUUAACGUGUCAAUCGUUUUGGAUAAACUAUUGCGAUUUGCUCAUCAACUAUUCAAUCACUGCUUUGAGCUAGGUCUGUUGCCGACAGCGUGGAGGCGAUAAACAUGGGUUCACGCUUUCAGUUGCUAGAUGUGCUUUUGUACUAUGUUGCGUGGACAUGGCUAAAAGGACAGGGGCAUGUCACUUUGUGCAAAUUUUCAUUAAGUAAUGAUCGAAAACGCCAUAAAAUGUCUCUAUGACAUUUAUGUGUGCGUGCCUGUGUGAGCAUGCAUAUGCUCAUGUGCAUCCUGCUGGCCACUAUGGAGGCUCCGUACACAAUGACUUGUUUUCAUUAUGUUGUCUGACGAAGAUGGUGUUCAUGCUUUAUUGUGAUGCAAUGUUAUGUCAUUCUAUGUCUUUGUCGGUGUAUUUGACGAAGAUGGUGUUCAUACAUGAUCGUAAUGUCAUGUUAUGUGAUUGUGUAUGUGUUUGUGGGUGUAUGUGAGCUGACUGCUGGAAGCUGAGUAGCUUGCUUCUUUGUAUGGAUGCGAAUGAAUUGGAUUUGUAUGGUAUCCAGCCUUUAUUGAAUUCAACUUGAUUGUAUUAUAUGUAAUCACUUUUUUAAAUCCAAGAGAUUGAGCAUUUACAUAUUUUA